Molecule: messenger RNA, 1254 nt
Organism: Naegleria gruberi
Lineage: Eukaryota; Heterolobosea; Eutetramitea; Acrasida; Naegleriidae
Exons: 1
Coding region: 1-1254 (417 amino acids)
Molecular function (GO): protein binding
Source: RefSeq, a predicted model, not a curated record
AUGUCUAACCCAACGGACUUUUUAGCUGAGUUUGAUGACGGAUUGGAUAGUGUGGUUGGUAAUGAUAAUAUGAAUGGUAGUUCAUCUGUAGCAUCAUCAUCAGGACUUAAGAGAGAUUUAACAGAGUCUGGUGUUGCUCUUCAUCAUGAUGAAGACGGAUCAUCACAAUUUAAGAAAACAAAAUUAUCUACAACAAUACCCGUUCAUAGUAAUUGGUUUAACCUUGAAGGAAUCCAUCAGAAUGAAAUUAAUGGUCUUCCAGAAUUCUUUAGUGAGGGGAAAAAAGCAGAAGUAUACGUGAAUAUUAGAAACAAUAUAAUUACACAAUUUAGAAGAAACCCUGAUGUAUAUUUAACAACAUCCGAUUGUAGAAAGAUAAUCAAUGCCGAUAUAACUUCAAUAAUUAGAGUAUAUUCAUUCUUAGAACAUUGGGGUUUGAUUAACUAUGGUUUAGAUCCAAGAAAUCGACCAAUUAAAUUAAAUCAACCUUUGGAAGAUGGAAGUGAUGUACAAGUACAUAAUUAUACAAAUGAUGGUCAAUCAUUAACUGAAAAAUUCUAUUGUUUCCAAAGUAAUAAUCAAGAACCAAAGAGAGAACCUAAGCCUACUCCACCAAUCUCAAAUUGGACAGAUCACGAAAUUUUGAAACUUUUAGAAGGUGUCGAAAAAUUCAAAGAUGAUUGGGAAAGUAUUGCUAGACAUGUUCAAACUAGAUCUAAAGAAGAAUGUGUUCUUCAAUUCUUACAAUUACCAAUUGAAGAUGAAUUCCUUUUAGAACAUGAUGGUCUUGAAAAUUCUCAAUAUCAAGAUUUGCCACUUCCAUUUGCUGAUGCCAGUAAUCCAAUAAUGCACACAGUUGCCUUCCUUUCCUCAACUGUCAGUCCUUCUGUUGCUGCAGCAGCAGCUGAAGCAGCCCUCAACAAAAUUAAAGAACAAUCAGGAAUUACUGAAGAAGUCAAAACAAAUCCACAAUUUGAUAUUUCAAAACUAGAUGUACAAACAGCCUCAAAUGCUGCUAUAGGUGCUGCAGCUGCUAGAGCAAAAGAAAUCGCCACUAGAGAAGAAAGAGAAUUACAAAGACUUGUUGCUUUUGUAAUUGAACAACAAUUGAAGAAAUUAGAAAAGAAGAUUAAAUAUUUUGAAAAGUUAGAAAAAGCCAUGCAACAAGAACGAGAGGAAUUAGAAAAGGCCAGAAAACAAUUGCACGAUGAAAAGAUGCAAUUUGCUUCUGGAUCUAGCUCAAACCAACAAUAA